CCCUUUUAGGUUAGAAACGGUUGAAUAAUAAUAAAUUUCAUCAAAUUUGUGUAAAUUUAUUAAGAAUGAAAUAAAUUGUUAAUCAAAUAAUAAUAUAAUUCAAAAGUUAAACAUAAAAUGGCCAAAUAUUUAGCACAAAUUAUUGUUUUGGGUGGUCAAGCUAUUGGCAAGGCUUUUGCUAAAGCCUUACGGCAAGAAAUUGCCGCUUCCCAAGAAGCAGCACGUCGCAGUGGUGGUGGACGUCAGGGAGAAAAAAGAUCAGAAGCUAAUGCCAGAACGGGCAUGACUUUGGAUGAGGCCAAACAAAUACUCAACAUAAACGACUUGGAAAAUCUCGAACAAAUCACCAAAAACUAUGAACAUUUAUUCGCCGUCAAUGACAAAUCUAAAGGUGGUUCCUUUUAUAUACAAUCUAAAGUUUUUCGUGCUAAAGAACGUAUCGAUCAAGAAUUGAAAGAGGCUCUUAAGUCUCAACAAGCCAAACAAAAAAGACAAGAAGAUUCAACAGCGGAAUCAGCAGAUAAACAACGAUGAGUGUUGCGUUUUAGUAAUUUUUAGAAUGUGCUUUAGUUAUUUCUUGUUUCUUUUUUUUCUAUAUAAAUUUUAUAAAUUUAAUUUUCUUUUACAAUAUUGUAUUGUAAAAAUAACUAAACGAUACAAGUUGAUUAUUUUAAGAUACAAAAACAAACAUAAACAAUACCUAUAGGCUUUUCAGGAAUAUAUACAAAUAGAUAAUGAGUUUUACUGUGUGAAAUAAGUUUGAAUGAAAAUCCCUGUCGAAAUACAAUUUGAAUCCAGUUAAUUGUUUAGCAGGGAAUCUUAAAGACUUGUUUUUUUUUACCCAGAUUGUUUUGUAAAUAAAAUGCAAUUUUUUUAAUAAGUUUUUCUUAAUUUGCUUUAUAAAAUAAGUUUGUUUUUAGAAAAUGUUAUUAGCAAAUAAUGAAAAAGAUUGUUGAUGAACGAAAAUACGGAUACAAAAUAUAUAUUUCUUAAUAUUAUGUAA
Messenger RNA from Lucilia cuprina (Australian sheep blowfly), 1003 nucleotides. It is a transcript of the gene blp, whose product is annotated as mitochondrial import inner membrane translocase subunit Tim16. Gene Ontology annotation, biological process: protein import into mitochondrial matrix. NCBI's taxonomy places the organism in Eukaryota, Metazoa, Arthropoda, Insecta, Diptera, Calliphoridae. Gene Ontology annotation, cellular component: TIM23 mitochondrial import inner membrane translocase complex. The transcript is spliced from 2 exons. The coding region runs from base 118 to 534 and encodes 138 amino acids. The record is from RefSeq and is a predicted model, not a curated record.